This is a messenger RNA of Salvelinus sp. IW2-2015, 2290 nucleotides long. RefSeq names its product coiled-coil domain-containing protein 50. The record is from RefSeq and is a predicted model, not a curated record. NCBI's taxonomy places the organism in Eukaryota, Metazoa, Chordata, Actinopteri, Salmoniformes, Salmonidae. Gene Ontology annotation, cellular component: cytoplasm. Gene Ontology annotation, molecular function: ubiquitin protein ligase binding.
CAGCAAGCUAGCUAAUGAAAUCCACAGCUGCAAAGGAGGAGGAAGAAGAGGGAGGGUCUGUGAGAGAGAUACCCACAAGAAUCGGACUGGCGACGGGAGGUUUAGAGGUGGUUAGCUAGCUWCCGAAACUAAUCAAAGGGACACCCGUACUAGUAUGGGAAUCAUCAAUUGGGUUUAUGACAAAAAAACAAUAAAUCAGAUUCCGGUACUGUACCCUUCGGGAAAUCGUGGAAGCGUCAUUCAACGUGAACGGUUUUGACACUUCGCUGACAACAUGGCUGAAUUUAGCAUCGAUCAGAACAAACUGCCUGGAGUAAAAGAAGUUGUUCGUGAUUUUGCUGUUCUGGAGGACCACUGCCUGGCCCAUAACCUCCAGGAGCAGGAGAUCGAGAGCCACUUGGCGUCCAACGUCCACAAGAGCCGUCUGGUGCAGCAGGACGUAGCGUUGGCCAAGCAGCUGCAGGAAGAGGAGGACCGGAGGGCCAAGGCCAAGGCCCACAGACAGCACAGAGACAUUGAGCGCAGUGACAAUGAGAUCGCCCAGGAGAUUCAGGAGGAACUGGUCCGACAGGCCAAGCAGCAGCGGAUGCAGGAGGAGAAGGAUGCGGCCAUUGCUCGUAAACUGCAGGAGAAAGAGAGGAAGGAGGAGAGGAAGCGACAGAAYCAGCUGGAGGCCAACUUUGAGGAGGAGUACUACGAGGAUAAUGCCAUCCGAGCCUCUCUGGACCUGGAUGAAAAACCCAGGCGGCCUGGUUCUAACUCUCUCUCUUCGGAGAGAGAUGCUGUGGAGACUAGAACCAACUCUCUUUCCAGAUACCCUGAGCACCAUUUAGAGGGUAGGGGAGAGGGGAGAAGGGGCAGGCAUGGAGACGCACACCCUGAGCACCACCACUCCAGUAGCAGGGGCAAACAUGGGGACAGGUACCCCGACUACCACCACCCCACUGAGGGUAGAAGCAGAGGGAAGGAGGGCCAGAGGAGCAGAGACCACCAGGGGUCCCAGUCAACCUUCUUUGCAGACAACCAUGAGCCCAGGAAACAGCGAGAGGAGGAGGGGGAUAGGGUGGUCAGGAGGAAGGAGAGGCCCGCCCGGCCGCCCCCGCCGUCCCAUAUCCCUGUGAAGAGAGACGAGGCUUGGGACAGGGAUAGAGAGAGACACCGGGAGUGGGAGAGAGAGGGGGAAAGAGACAGACGGAGAGAACCCAGGAGUGAUGAGGAAAUUGAGAGAGACGCACCAAGACAGGGAAGACACGGGGAGCGAUUGAGAGACCAAGAGCAUAGCCGAGACAAAGACAGACACCGAGAGAGAACCAAGAGCAAGGAGCGAGGUCUGGAUGAAGUCCAGGACGAGCCCAUCCCCAGUAGCCGCAGCAGGGCCUGGGACGGUGGUGGGGAGGAGGCCCCUGGCCCUGGGGAUGAUGAAGGGGGGGCCAGGGCCCGCCUGACGCUCCACUCUGGCCCCAGUGAGCUGUGUGAGGAGGCGGCGAGGAGGAGCCCCAGGAUGGGGAGAGAGAGAGGGGAGAGGGGACACAGGGACCCUGGGGAGGGCCCCAGCACGGGCAAGGAGCGCUCCCAUACUCACCCCGCUCCCAGGGAGCCAGGUCGUAUCGUGCAAGGAGGACCAGGGGGUCGUGGAGCAGUGGUAAUGGCAGGGAAUUACGGACUCGGCGAGGCCACCCAGGGCAUCACUAAGCUGGACCUGCGGGAGCAGGAGCUGCUGGACAUGGAGGUGGCCCGGAAACUACAGGAGGAAGAGGUGAAGGGAAGCAAGAUGGACAAGCGUGCGGCCCAAGUGGCUCAGGAUGAGGUGAGUAGACGGCCGGCUGCUUCUCUGUCUGGAACAGUCGUCACUGACCGACUCGCUUUCUCGCGCUCUCUUUCAUUUUCUCUCAUUCUCUUGCCCUGUCUCUCAAGUCUCAACUUUUGACACAGCAAUGAAGCAAGGUGUGUAAAAGUUGUUUACAUUUGUUAAAUAAAUAAUGUCCCUUGGUCCAUUCAUUCCUUUUGGUCAGUGUUAACCUGGGUAAUCAACUCUCACCACAUCAUGGUUAUAUCCYUGUGUGGCAGAAGCCAUAUGAUGAAACACUAUGUGUCUGAAAGGGCCAAUCUCAGAUUGGAGGAACAACAUACCGUUACCCCGCCUCUUGUUUUAGUAAACAGCUGGAGAAAUGGAGCCACUCUCAAAUUCAUUGGUAGAAAGUGUCUGUGUUUGUACUGUAACUGUAUAGUAAACGUUGUAUUGGUGUUGUCAGGAGACAGCCCUGCUGCUGUUGGAGCGGGAGWAGAAUAA